Molecule: messenger RNA, 6719 nt
Organism: Dromaius novaehollandiae (emu)
Lineage: Eukaryota; Metazoa; Chordata; Aves; Casuariiformes; Dromaiidae
Gene: PCNX4
Product: pecanex 4
Exons: 12
Coding region: 1893-5444 (1183 amino acids)
Cellular component (GO): membrane
Source: RefSeq, a predicted model, not a curated record
GGCGGCAGGCGGGCAGCGGCGGUGGGGGCGGCCCGGGGUCCGUGAGGGGAGGCAGCGCCUCCCGCCCGGCCGGCGCUGCCCUCCCCUCAUGCCUCCGCGGUCCGGGCACUGCCUGGCCUUCCCUCCCCUCCGGGGUUAAAAACAGCGCAGGCACGGCUGCUUUAUUUAUUUUUGGUUGCUUUUUUUUUUUUUGAUUGAUAUAUAUUUUUCCCCUGUAGAAGAUCUGGGGGAGAGGUUGCUGGGCAAAAAAGUGUGGGGUUUAGGAUUUUUGUUUUUUUUUUUAACGGAGUGACAGCCCUUCUGGUCAGGUGCAGAGGUUUCCUCAGGUAGGAGGUGGUCCGCAGCGGUUCCCAAAGGCGGUCGUGGGGACGACGGUCUGCCCGCCACCACUGCUGUGCCCGGCUCCGCGCAGCUCCCCUGGAGCUGGUCUGUGAUGCAGUGGGGUCUUGAACGGGAUCCCGACGGGAGGGAGAAGCACAGGUGUUUGGUAGGUGGGCGAACGCAGGGGCAUCGGGGGGUGCGUGUGGCCCUCGCUGUGCCCUUUGCGCCCUGGCAGGUGGUUUGUAACCGUUAUUUAGUGUUGUGGGGAAAGACCGCCCAGGUGAGUAUUUUUUAGCUGUAUGUGCUGCUGCAGCUUAAAGGACUGAGACUUCCACACAGGUGAUCUGCUUGAAAUCGAACCUGACUUAUACCAUCAGUACCUACAAAGAAGGACAGUGUUCAUUUAAACCAAAAUUCAUGCCCUGCCGUGGAUUUACACCUGAAUUUGAGCACAGUUUGCUGUGUUGCACUUUAUGCAAAACCACCACUUUUGGUUGUGCAGAGAGGAUGCUGUAAGGAUAAUGUGGAAUGACUUCACGGCAUUAAAGCCCUUCCUGCCAUCCAUGUGGUAGUGUCCCAGCUGCUUAGCUCCCUGCUGGUGCGGACAAACUGUUGCAGCUCGGACGGUUUGGGUAACCAGGCAAGUUGUCAGAGUCAGGCCAGGCCUGUAUGUUAGGAAUGUGUAUCGAAGCCAGGUCCUGUAAACACUGGUUGAUGUGUGGAGCCUUGUUGCUAGGACUUUGCACAGAAAUAACUAGACGUGCCCGCACGCCUCUUUGAAGUCCUGACGUGUUACCUGACUACUUGGGAGCCAGGAGGAUCGCUGACAGUAUCGUUUCCAUAUUUAUUGAGCACAGGUCUCAGACUUUUCAUUUUAUAAAUAAAUUCACUUCUCUUUAUGGUACUUUUUUAGGUGCUGGGGUGCAGCCGAGUAGAACUAUGUCAUUUAUGUGCAUCGAUUUUGUGUCUCACGCCAUGAUGUCUAUUGUUUACGCAGAAACCAUAGCAUGAAUGCUUUGUUAACCUUCUGUUAGCAAUAUAAACCAACAAACAAGGAUGCAAGCUAGAACUUGAAACAAAAAUAGCACUUUUUAGAGAGAGGAGAAAGUCACAGCUGCCAGAAAGCUGUUUUCAAUGGAAAAUGAUGCACCUUUGGGUUUUAUAUUUCCUUUAAAACUCAACUUCCUUUACAUACAUGUACAACUUCUACAGCAUAUAACUUCUUAGUAACUUAGUUUCAUAUGUAUGCUGUCCUUUAAACAGUGUUUCUUUUUAUAAGGAAGGUUUGGCUGGAUUGUGAAAUUUUUAAAUUAUAUUUGAAAAUUAUUUUUGGUCAGGCGUGUCUCUGUUAUAUUUUUGAACUCUUGAGCCAGCUGCAACAAAUUCCACUCUCCAGUGUCAACACGUAGACUGGUGUUUUCCUGAUGACUGACUGCUGCCUUCACCUUCACUUAAAAAACAUUGAAAGGCUUGGAAUGUUUUCUCCGCUGACAUAUAGGGCAGAAUACAUGCUGAUUGUGCUACAACUUGCAAGAAAAAUGAUAUUCAUCCAGCAUUCCUGAGUAAUAAGGAUGGGUCCAGAUGUACCCCUGCUGAAUGAUUACAAACAGGAGUUCUUCUUGAAGCGCUUUCCGCAGACUGUGCUGGGAGGGCCCCGCUUUAAAUUAGGCUAUUGUGCCCCUCCUUAUAUAUAUGUGAAUCAGAUUAUUCUUUUCUUGACACCAUGGGUUUUGGGAGGAGUAGGAACACUUUUGUACCAAUUGGACAUUAUGAAAGACUAUUAUACUGCAGCACUCUCAGGAGGACUGAUGUUUGUUACUGCGCUUAUUCUCCAAAUAACAAAUCUGUAUGCAAAACAGAAGACAGUGACGGUAGAAAGAAUGCAAAUUCAGAAUACCCUAACAGAUGAAGAUGAGUUUGAAUUUUCCAGCUGUGUAGGUUCAGAGACAGUAAAAUUUAUUAUUCCUGGCAAGAAGUAUAUAAUCAACACAGUGUUUCAUUCUCUUCUGGCAGGGGUAUUGUGUGGGCUGGGAACUUGGUAUUUGCUGCCAAACAGAUUAACCUUGCUAUAUAGUAAUAUUGGAGGAACCGUUAUCGUCUUUGUAUUUGGAUGGGUGACUAUAUGUAUAGGAGAGUAUUCAUUAAUUAUAAAUACAGCUACCGAAACAGCUACUUUCCAAGCACUGGAUACUUAUGAAAUUACUGCUCUGAUGAGACCUUUCUAUAUUUUUGUCUUUAUUGCAGUGGAUCUUGCACACAGGUUUGCUGUCAGCACACCUGUUCUAGAACAGACGAACCAGAUUUUGCACAUCGUAUUUCUUUUUCUGCCAGUCUUAUGGGCAAUGGGAAUUCUGCCCCCGCUUGAUGCACUUUUUCCAUGGGGAAUGGAACAACUGUUGGAGUUCGGACUAGGAGGUUCACCUCUGUCAAGUAACACAAAGUUAUUAGUAAUGUUUCUCAUUUCUGCUGGAACAGCAAUAGCAUCGUAUUUCAUUCCCAGCACUCUCGGUGUGAUCCUCUUCAUGACUGGAUGUGGGUUCAUACUGAGUCUUAACCUAAGUGAGAUUGGUUUUGCCUUCAAACACACCCUGAUCAGCCAUUUAGCCUCCAGCAAGUCUAAAAAUAUGCACAGAGGUCUUAGAAUACAGUUUGGGUGGAGGGAAUUCAUUUUUUAUUUGACUGUACUGACAUUUGCUCUCAUAGAAGCUAGCCUGCUGCAUCAAUUUGCUGGUUUUUCGUCUUUUUCCAAAGCCAGUCCGCAGGCUGUAGCAAGUUACAUUUUGAUGAUAUUACUCACAAUUAUGUGGCUUCUUAGAGAGAUUCAGAGAGUGUACUUGUUUGGAGUCUUCCGAAACCCCUUUUAUCCAAAGGAUAUCAGGACUGUGACUGUGUUCAUGGAGAAGCAAAGAAGGCUAAUGAAAGUUGGUGUUGUCAGGAGGAUUUUACUAACACUAGUGUCUCCAUUUGCUAUGAUAGCAUUCCUGUCACUUGACCGCUCCCUACAAAAUCUUCAUUCUGUGUCUGUUUGCAUUGGAUUCACAAGAAUAUUUAGGAUGGUCUGGCAGAAUACAGAGAAUGCCCUACUGGACAUAGUGGUUAUGUCAAUAACACAAAUGUUGGUGUUUAAUCCCGACCUAUGGUGGAACAGGAGCCUUGAUACAGGAAUCAAAUUAUUGCUGGUCGGUAUCCUACGGGAUCGACUGCUUCAGUUUGUCUCAAAAUUGCAGUUUGCUGUAGCCAUUCUUCUGACAUCGUGGACAGAGAAAAAACAGCGUCGGAAAUCUACUGCCACCUUAAUCACGCUCAACGUAGUUUUCUUCCCGAUCCUGUUGACCUUCGUUGCCAUCUCUGCACUACUUUCUUCUCCUUUGUUGCCGCUCUUCACGCUACCAGUGUUUUUGAUAGGCUUUCCUAGGCCUAUCCGAAGCUGGCCAGGACCUGUGGGCGCUACAGCCUGCGUUUGCUCUGAUACUGUGUACUACCAGCAGAUGGUUCCAAGCCUGGCUGUUGCUCUUCAGUCUGCAUUAGCAGCUGGUAGCCUAGGUCUCUCUCUACCUGGAUCACAUUACCUAUGCCGUUUUCAGGACAGACUGAUGUGGAUAUUGGUGCUAGAAAAGGGCUUCACUUACUGUGGUGUUAAUAUUAAGGGGCUAGAAUUGCAGGAAACAUCCUGUCAUGCUGCUGAAGCUCACAGAGUUGAUGAGAUUUUUGAAAUGGCCUUCGAACAUCAGGAGCACACAAAGAUUGUCUCUCUUAAUCACCAUUUUGGAAACAUUUUGACUCCUUGUACUGUUCUACCUGUGAGAAUGUAUUCAGAUGCCAGAAGUGUGUUGUCUGGAAUAAUUGACUCUCAUGAAAAUUUAAAGCAUCUGAAAAAUGAUUUCAUUAAAGUGCUUGUGUGGAUGCUUGUUCAGUAUUGCUAUAAAAAAUCAAAAAAGUGGGAAAAGCUGGACAGUGCAGAUGAGAAUAAAAAAGGAUCAUUUCCAGAAAAUCAGCAUAGCAGUGCAGUAGAAAGAUCCAGGCCUCUGAGGGAUGAAGAUAGCUUUAGUGUUGAUACAAUUGAGGACUGGACUGACGAUAGUGACAUUUUUGAUCUUGAACCCAGUGGCAGAAUGAAAGAUAGAAAAGAAACCGGGCAGUUGGGAAUUGCACCAAAAACACAUUUGUCUAUUCCAGGGUCUGUAGAAACACAGAAUCAAGAUGUCCUACAAGAAAUGUCACCAGAAGAUAAAUUAUACAGGGCUGUUGUGCUUGGACUUCCUGCUGUAGACAAAGGAAAACAGCGAGAAGUUUUACCUCUGGUUGAAUUUAGUUGCUCCUACUCAGAGCUGUUAAGCAUUCCUGCCGAAUGGAGAACAGCCCCGGUACCUAUUUCCAAAGUCAAUGAAAUGAGGCAGAGGUUUCCAGAAGAAUGGUACCAUUUCAUUUUGAGUCAGCUGGACUUUUUUCAUCUGAAAGAAAAGCCUUCCAAUUUACUUGAAGACCUUAUGAAAGAUAAAGCUUUGAAAGAGUUAUACAUCCAUGGUGUAUUGUCAUGUUGUUUUGGUCUGUUUGGACUGGAUAACGCAGUGCCUGCACCUAGCCAUGUGUUCAGAGCUUACACCGGUGGGAUCCCAUGGUCUGUUGGUUUGGACUGGCUAACCAGCAAACCAGAGCUAUUCCAACUUGCACUAAAAGCAUUCAGAUAUACUUUCAAACUUAUGGUUGACAAAGCAAGUCUGGGUCCAGUUGAGAACUUCAAAGAGCUAAUUAACUAUCUGGAAGAAUAUGAAAAUGAUUGGUACAUUGGACUAGUGUCAGAUCAUGAGUGGCAGCAAGCAGUUCUUCAGGAAAAGCCAUACCUUUUUUCUUUGGGGCAUGAUCCAAACAUGGGAAUUUAUACUGGGCGAGUGCUCACUCUUCAGGAAUUGUUAGUACAAGUGGGAAAACUUAAUGAUGAAGCUGUCCGAGGUCAAUGGGCAAAUCUGUCCUGGGAGCUGCUGUAUGCUACCAAUGAUGAUGAAGAACGCUACAGUAUCCAGGCACACCCCGUUCUUCUCCGAAACCUUACUGUGCAAGCUGCAGACCCACCUCUUGGCUACCCAGUUUACUCAUCUGAACUUCUGCAUGUGCCUUUGUUCUAGACUGUCUGUAGCUUUUUUCUUUUUUGUAUUUUUCAUUUGCAUGUUGGGAAGCAAAUGCUCAUGCUACAUUUGUACACUACAAAUAAGAUUUGACUCUCAAAAUGGCGUUGGAUGGCAGUGCCAAACCAGCGUAAACAAUUUGCACAGAAAUGGUGCUAGCCAGAACCUUCAGCAGGCAGGAAGCUUUGAACUCUGUUUUCUUGGUGUGGGAACAUUUGGGACACCAUUCCCUGUGGGGCUGACAAACCAAGAGAUGCUGAAGCUCUCUUCCCCAGUUCAGAGAAGAGCAGCAUAAUUCUGAUCAUUAACUAUUUUUGGUGCAUUCUGAUUUUUGCUUUAAUAGUUGGACAGGUGACUUGCACUGAUAGUCAGGUUACAGCUCACUGUAGUACUGUCAACCACAAGAGUUGGUAACCAAAGUGUACAUAUGACUAUUUAUAUGAUUUUUUUAUUGUAGACAUUUUAUAUUGUAUUGAGCUCAGUUUUAGCAUUUGUUAUAAAAUAUGGCUUUAGAUAAUCUUCCUUAGUUGUAGUAAGUUAUCAGCUGUGCUUUAGCAAAGAAACUGUUAAAGGAGGAUUUUUACCAAGUACUUGUUGUGGGGGCAAAAAGAGUUUAUAUAAAACAGUGUGCAUUCUGACACAUUAUUAAUCUGUGUGACCUACUGGUGAAAGUGAAUAUGUGUAAUUAGGGGAGAGAGGGGAUUUAACUGGAUUAAUUUUAUUUUCUUCUUCCAAAAUCCACAUAUAUAUAUAAUGUCAUUGUUUGUAUCCUGUGCUCACAUCACUAGCCAGUCUUCCACAAUCACAGUGAUAGUUUGAUGAUUAAAAAAAAAAAGCUCUUUUUGCCCAUUUUUUUUUUAAGCUUAGCAGAGGUUAGAAUAGAAUUUGGCAAUAUUACAGAUCACUUUAGGUCAUCUCUCCAGUGAGUUGUUUAUCCUAUUCUCGUAGCAUGCUGCAUUACCACCAGUCAUUAGCACACCAAUAAGUUUCUCUCUGUAGAUUAGAGGUUACAAUGUAGUUAUUGCUGGCAUAUGUUGCACAAGGUGUAAAUAAUUGUCUUUUUUUUCCCCCUGUACAAUCAAUUUAAAUCAGAUCUGUGCCAUACUGAAUUAGUACUGUUCAUGUGUCUUCAGCAGGAACACUCAGUGUUGUGUAAUUUGGAGGAUGCAUAUUGCUUUUAUUACUCAUCUUUAAAACUUGUCACAUGACCAUGUACUACAUACUUGGCUAAUAACUGUUUCUUUUGAUCAGUGACCAUAAAUGACUGAGUAUUCA